Adineta steineri is the source of this 1953-nucleotide messenger RNA. NCBI's taxonomy places the organism in Eukaryota, Metazoa, Rotifera, Eurotatoria, Adinetida, Adinetidae. The record is from the annotation of a GenBank genome assembly.
AUGAUUUGUACAAAUGUAGAUUCACUUGUUACUUAUCAACGAUGUAUGCAUGAACAAUUAAAUACACAAUCAGAUUUAAAAUUACGACGUGGUGGUGUUAUUACAAAUUUAACAAUUAUAUAUCAUAAAUUACGUAGUUUAUCUAAUGGUAUAUUUCAAUUUUCUUAUGGAAAUAAUAAUGCUUAUCAAUUAAGUGAUUUACGAUAUUUAUAUAUUAUCAAUGGAACAUUAAGACAAAUUGAAAAUAGAGCUUUAGCAUUAAUUGAACAUGCUAUUGAAUAUCUUGAUUUAUCAAAUAAUGAAUUUCAACAUAUGCCACAAUAUAAUAAUGAACAAUAUGGUAAUCUGAUAAAACUUAUUCUUUCAAAUAAUCAAAUUCAUCGGCUAACAGUAUCAGAUAUUCAAGCAUAUAAUCGUUUACAACAACUUGAUUUAUCGUACAAUCGUCUUCAAUAUGUUGAUAUGUUAAUAGUUAAUCAUCUGAAAUAUUUAAAACAAUUAUAUUUAAAUUCUAAUAUGUUAAGAACAUUAACAAAUAAUAUAACAUUUCCAAGUAAUUUUCAUUUGAAAUUAAGUUCAAAUCCAUUAGAAUGUGAUUGUCGUCUUCGUUGGUUACGUAAUGCAUUUAAUCGUGUUGAAUAUCCAAUAUAUCAUGAUGAACCACGAUGUGAAAUGCCCAAAGCAUUAGCUGAUAAAAAAAUUGGUACAUUACUUGAUGCACAAUUUGUUUGUGGACCAUUGAUAUCAAAACCUGAUCUAACACUUCUUGCUGCUACGACGGGUGAAGUUGCUACACUUAGAUGUGAUGUCUAUUCUGAUCCAGCACCGGAAGUAUGGUGGACAUUUCAAAAUAAAAUUAUUGGUAAAAUGAUAUCAGCUGUAAAUGAACCUGAUAUUCAUGCUGGUUCAUAUACAAUUCGUUAUUCAUGUUUAUCAUCAUAUUCAGAAACAUCAACUUCAAAUUGUCUUAAUAAAACAACAACAUUGACGAUAUCUAAUAUUGGUACUGAACAUAAUGGUACAUAUAAUUGUGUUGCAGCUAUACGUAAUCAAGGACGUUCGGAUAAUGAAUAUCUUUCAUAUGAAUUACGUGUUCGUCGAUCAUCACCAUUAACUGAUAGUUCAUUUCUUAUAUGGACUAUUGGAGUAUUUCUUUUAUUAUUUAUUUUUCUACUAUUGUUACUUUGUAUUUGUUGGCUUAUGCGUUGUCAUCGUUCAAAUCAACAACAAGCAGAAAGAAAUAAAGCAUUAUUAUUUGAUGCAAAUAAUCAUCAAAAUGGUACAUUAUUAGCAAAUGGAAAUAUUUAUAAAGAAAAAAAUGAUGAACAACAUAGUUUUGUUACCAAUGGUAGUUAUGAUCCAUAUGAUAUGAUUGAUUCAAGAUCACAACUUGGUCCACCUAUGUAUAGUGAAGUACGAAUGGUUGAUUCAACACCAUUACGAAGUAUUGGUGGUGGUUCAAUGACAUCAUCAAUACCAUUACAUGAUACAGCAACACUUAUGCGACGUCAUCAACCACAUGAUUUAUUAUAUGAUAGUUAUAGAUCAGAUAGACAACUUUAUGAACAAAUUUAUCGACCUUCACCAAUGGAACCAGUUAUUGUUGAUGAAUUUGAAGAUGAAAUGAUAUUUCCAACAGGUUAUGAAGAAGAUUAUGAAUAUCGUCAAGAUAUUAUUAAACCAAAUCAAGCUGUUGAUCCUCGACGACAACAUAAACAACAACAACAACCAACAAAUCAUGAUCGAUCAGGUACAACAAUUAUUUUACCUCCUCCAUCCAUACCACCAGUUUCUGAAACUGUCAACGGACAUCAUAAACCUCAUCAAAAAUUAAUUUUAACACCAAAUACAAAACAAUCUCAUCAAAUGGUUAAUUCAUCAAGUUUUGAUUCGAACUAUAAAUUUGAUAGAUCUGAAUCUCAAUAUGCAGGUCUAGUUGAAUCACAACUCUAG